Molecule: messenger RNA, 2061 nt
Organism: Durusdinium trenchii
Lineage: Eukaryota; Dinophyceae; Suessiales; Symbiodiniaceae
Source: the annotation of a GenBank genome assembly
AUGGAUUUGAUUGAAGUUGAAGAUUUAGAGGACGAUGAAGUACUGCCUGAGAUUGAUCCGUUGCAUUUGGAAGAUUUUGAUUUUUCCUUUCAGCAAGACAUUGAGCAUUUGAACUCGAUUGCUUCAGGUUUAGCUGGCAACAUGUCUCAGGACCUGGCACGCCAUCAAUCGCCGGAUUCAGGUUUUGAUGCCGACCUGCUGGAUGAGGCUCAUGACGAUGGAGUCGAGUUCAUCGAUCAACCUGCUCAGGAGAGUUGUGAUCCCAAUACAGGUACGAAUGCAUGCAUUGUUGACAAAACAGAUUGGGCACUCACUGUGAAUCAUGCCUUUGAACGUCACAGAGCUUUGGACCCUGCCAUGAAGCUUCCGUGGGAACAACCUUCAAUGCAGGGAAUCUUUCACAACAGUCUGGGCCUCAACUUACCACAAGUUCAUGGUAUAGCCUUGGAGUUGCCUGCAACUAAGAAUGAAGAUAGAAAUCAAAUCUCGGUCAGCGGAGAAGUUGAAGCUUGUGCAGAUGCCGCUUUUCUGAGUGCAGUGAAGGACAUUCAGGACUUGGACUACUUUGAAAACAAACGAAUGCAAACAGAUUUGGCUUGUGCAAAGUGGCUUGAUAUCCUUUCCAUGAACUGGAGUGCAUCUGCCAUUGGCCAACAGGUUUGUGAAGAUCUCAGGAGCGAUCCCACUGGAGAGUUGGCGAACGAAACCCUCAAGGCUUGUUUUGGUACAAAGAGUUAUUCUACUUUGCUCAAGCGUGCAGGAAGUUUGAAACGUUUCAUUCUUUGGCACAGAGACCAUUACUUGGAGAGAGGUUUCAGUGUUGAUGCAAUACCGCUGCAUGAGCCAGACGUUUGGAACUACUUCAGGCACUUGAGAGACUCCAGAAUCCGUGAUGCACGUGGGUACACCGGACCUGCCACUUUUCUUGAGACUGUGAGGUUCACAAAGUUUACGAUUGCAUUGCGAGGUGCCGACGACAUCCUGGAAUCUAGGAGACUGCAAGGUUUUGCAGCCAUAGAAAAACGUGAGAAGGGGCCCACUCAUCAGGCCCCUCCUAUGGAGCUUGAACAUUUGAGGCGUCUUCAUUCGGUGUUGUUGGGUGCCGAUAGCAUUGUGGACAAGGUUGGGGCAGGUUGCAUGCUUUUGUGUACAUAUGCUCGAGCACGCUGGAGUGAUCUACGCUUCAUUCAUCAUGUUGAGAUUGAGAGCAAGAGGAAUGGAUGUUUGGUUUUGUACACAACUGAGCAUAAGACUUCUGCUGUCGGUGAAAAGAAAGAGCAAUACCUGCCCUUUGUUGUUCCUUGGGAUGGAGUGACAAACGAAAACUGGCUGCAGACUUUCCUGGAUCUUUACCAACAGGUUGGGCUAAAUAUUCACAAGGUACCGCUGGGUCCUCUUCUUCCUGCACCUAGAUCCGGUGGUGGAUUCUGCGCACGGCCCUUGACCACGUCCGAAGCUGCAGCCUGGUUACGAGGUCUUCUGAAGGGAACUUCAAACUGGGAAUCCUUUCGCUCCCAUUCCAUGAAGGCUACCCUAUUGGAUUGGUGUGCGAGAUCUGGAAUGGAUAAGGAAGUUCGGUCAGUGCUUGGGCAUCAUUGCAGUGCUGUAAGUGGUUCAGAAGUAGUGUAUGCUCGUCAUUUGCAAGCCAGGCCAAUUCGGAAAUUGAUGAUGCUACUUGGAUUGAUCAGGAUUGGCAUGGGCCUUGAGGAAAUCGCUGACAGGGGCAACAUUGCAGGUGCAGAAGCCGACCCUGUUCAGGAUGCUGUAGAGGGUGUUCAGGACCACGAAGACCAACUUAGCAUCAAGGAAGAGAUGAACAAUGCUGCAGACGUUGCUACCUCAGCAAACAGCUUGAGCUUGUUUCCAGAAAGCAUUGUUCAACUUGGUUUGAUCGAGAUUGACAGUUCGUCCGGCAGUGACAGUGAGUCGAGCAGCACAAGCAGCGAUGAGCCGCUGGCUGAGACUUUUGAAACACGUCCUGCAUACACUGAAGCAGACGCAGUUGAAGCCCUGGACAAAGCUUUAGAGAGAGUUCGGAAAGCCAGGAGAAGUGCAAGGUAA